Salarias fasciatus (jewelled blenny) is the source of this 329-nucleotide messenger RNA. RefSeq names its product Rho guanine nucleotide exchange factor (GEF) 39 (gene arhgef39). Gene Ontology annotation, molecular function: guanyl-nucleotide exchange factor activity. The transcript is spliced from 3 exons. NCBI's taxonomy places the organism in Eukaryota, Metazoa, Chordata, Actinopteri, Blenniiformes, Blenniidae. Gene Ontology annotation, biological process: positive regulation of cell migration. Gene Ontology annotation, cellular component: plasma membrane. The record is from RefSeq and is a predicted model, not a curated record. The coding region runs from base 81 to 329 and encodes 82 amino acids.
GUGAAAAGCGCGCGCAGCUCGAAAGAGACGGCCAGGAGCUCAGACUGAACACGGGACCGGCUGCUCGUCCUCUCCUCGCCAUGAGCUUCUGUCCCCGUCCUCCGGCCGGCUUCGGGAGCGGCAGCGUCCAGGAGCAGAGGGAGCGCUGGGACAGGAAACGCAGCCGGACGUCCAGGGAGCUGGUUCAGUCCGAACAGGACUACUGCCAGCGGCUGCAGCUGGUCUGCACCUUCUUCGUGGAGAUCCUGAAGGCCAAAGGAACCCUGAAGCAGCACCUCAGAGAAGCCAUCUUCAGCUGCAUCACAGCCAUCCAUUCUGCCAACCAGUGA